Molecule: messenger RNA, 201 nt
Organism: Leptosia nina
Lineage: Eukaryota; Metazoa; Arthropoda; Insecta; Lepidoptera; Pieridae
Source: the annotation of a GenBank genome assembly
AUGUUUAUAACCAAUACACUGCUAAAAAAAGCGAAAAGCAAACACAUUAUGGUUUUGAUGGAGAGUGUAGUAUCGGGACACAAAUUUAAUUACAUUCGGGAGCGGCUUGCAGAUAAGUUGGAGCUUAUUCGAUUUGACCCAUAUAUACAACAAGAAAGUCUUUACAAAGAAAGGAAGAAAAUAAGAAGUAUCAAGAAAUAA